Messenger RNA from Brassica napus (rape), 1234 nucleotides. Its product is annotated as acyl-protein thioesterase 2-like. The record is from RefSeq and is a predicted model, not a curated record. The coding region runs from base 229 to 990 and encodes 253 amino acids. The transcript is spliced from 9 exons. Lineage: Eukaryota; Viridiplantae; Streptophyta; Magnoliopsida; Brassicales; Brassicaceae. Gene Ontology annotation, molecular function: hydrolase activity.
GGGGAUAAAAGUGAAGAGAAUCAAUAGUAAAGGGGGCGCUAAGGAAAAAUAAAAGUUGCAAGCCACAUCAAAGUCCAGUUUUAUAUGGAUUGCUGCCGCUGAGCUCUCUCUGUAUCUUUUGGUGGCUUCCUUAUAGACUUCUCCGUCGCUAGACCCUUGCCGAGGUAUCUCUCUCAGAGUUUUUUUUUUCUCCCCAGUUCUUCUUCUCAGCAUUGCUUGUCAUCCAUAAUGAGUCUCUCUGGUGCUGCUGCAGUUGGUUCGAGCAGAAACUUGAGAAAAGCGGUGGAGUUUGGGAAAACUCAUGUGGUUAAGCCCAAAGGGAAACACCAAGCUACUAUUGUCUGGCUACAUGGCCUUGGCGACAAUGGCUCCAGCUGGUCCCAGAUUUUGGAGACCCUUCCUCUUCCGAAUAUCAAAUGGAUCUGCCCUACAGCUCCUUCUCAACCAAUAAGUCUGUUUGGUGGUUUUCCCUCCACAGCUUGGUUUGAUGUUGUGGACCUCACUGAGAAUGGACCUGAUGAUGUAGAAGGACUGGAUGUGGCUGCCGCACAUGUUGCAAAUCUGUUGGCAAAUGAGCCUGCUGACAUUAAGUUAGGUGUUGGAGGGUUCAGCAUGGGGGCAGGGACGUCUCUGUAUUCUGCGACUUGUUUUGCCCUUGGCAAAUAUGGAAAUGGCAAUCCUUACCCUAUCAAUUUAAGCGCAGUCAUUGGCUUAAGCGGGUGGCUUCCUUGUGCUAAGACACUGACUGGUAAACUAGAAGAGGAGCAGAUCAAGAACCGGGCUGCAUCGUUACCCAUCUUAGUUUGUCAUGGAAAAGGUGAUGAUGUUGUACCGUUCAAGUUUGGGGAGAAAUCUUCACAGGCCUUGUUAUCACAUGGGUUUAAGAAGACGACCUUCAAAGCUUACGGUGCACUUGGUCACUACACAAUCCCACAGGAGACGGAGGAUGUAUGCGCGUGGUUGACAUCCACCCUCGGCCUCGAAGGUUGAAAAAGGCUUUUCAAUGAUUUGUCACUCUCUGAUGAAAAAAAACUCGUGAUUUUUCAUUGAUUUGGAUUUAAAUCUUUCGGAUUUUCAUUUUUAAGAUGUUACAUUUGGGAUGUUUAAGACUAAGUAGAUAAAGCUUGUCGUUUGGCCCUUCUAAACUCUGUCACCUGACCAUCGGUAGUCUCAGUUGUGUUUGUUUUCUGGUGGUCGAUCGGUUAUUUAGCAAAAAAAAAUUCAUUCCUUUUAA